Mycotypha africana is the source of this 441-nucleotide messenger RNA. RefSeq lists its product as uncharacterized. The transcript has 2 exons. The record is from RefSeq and is a predicted model, not a curated record. The coding region runs from base 1 to 441 and encodes 146 amino acids. NCBI's taxonomy places the organism in Eukaryota, Fungi, Mucoromycota, Mucoromycetes, Mucorales, Mycotyphaceae.
AUGCAACUUCAAAUCGUUUCUUUCAUCGGUAUUGUCAUUUCAGUCUUUGCCAAUUUGGUCACUGCUUCACCUGCCAUUACUACAACAGAAAACACGGUCCUCAAGAGAAAAGAUUAUGACGGUGAACAUUUUGGUAUCGCGACUUGGUAUUCUCCUCACAAGAAUGGCGGCCCUCAAGGUGCCUGUUGGGAUACAUACAUUGAUGACGAUUCCGAAAUAGUUGCUCUUAAUGGUCCUCAAUACGGUGAUGAAGAUGAAAUUUCGAAACAUUGUGGGGCCAAGGUAGAAAUUUGGGGCCCUAAGGGUAGUACGAAGGCUACAGUGAUGGAUGUUUGUUCUGAAUGUUCCUGGGGAGAGCUUGAUCUGACCCCCUUACUCUUUGAAAGAGUCGUAGGCGAUUUAGAUAUUGGCGUUGGUGAAAUUAGUUGGAACUUUUAUUAA